This is a messenger RNA of Drosophila kikkawai, 2787 nucleotides long. It is a transcript of the gene Kah, whose product is annotated as Kahuli. The record is from RefSeq and is a predicted model, not a curated record. Gene Ontology annotation, molecular function: RNA polymerase II cis-regulatory region sequence-specific DNA binding; DNA-binding transcription factor activity, RNA polymerase II-specific. Gene Ontology annotation, biological process: regulation of DNA-templated transcription. NCBI's taxonomy places the organism in Eukaryota, Metazoa, Arthropoda, Insecta, Diptera, Drosophilidae.
UUCUUCCUGGGAUCUCGCUGCGUGCGCUCGCCCGCCUUCUUAGCGCUCGGAGUCCGUCCGUGCGACUGUUCCCAUCGGUCUGACAAUUAGUGAGGAUCACUGCGGAUACCAAAACAUCGCCACAUAUCCCUCUUUUCUCGGGUGGUGAAAUUCGUGGAACGCGCCGUGCGUGUGUGUGUGUGUGUGAUAUAUUAUUGAUCCCCAUCGGUGACUGAAUCAUCCGCAGAGAGCGAGGUAGAGCAACGAAGAACGAACAAAUCGGAUUGGAUCUGUUCCCCAAAAAAAUACAAAAAAAAAAAACUAUUGGAAUUGCGUGGGGCACCUACUUACCCCUAAACUGGGCCAAGAUGACGAAGGACCAGCAGGCCACGCCCAUACCCGAGGACCUGUAUAAUCUCACACAGCUGGCGGUGGUCACUGUGGCGGCGGGUCCGCUGAUCACCGCCGAGGCGAAGCCAUCUGGCCAGGGUCAGCCGGCCACCGUUUACGCUUCGUCGGAUGACGACUCGAACUACUACAGCCACAAGGUGUUCGAUCGCAGGAAACUUCGUCGUUGCACCUUCUCCGACUCGAACUCCUGCACCAGCAGCAGCAGCUCCGGCUCCAGCCACGGCUCCACCUCCUGCCUGCAGGCGCCUGAGGAUCAUCUGGGAGUCGAAAGGGAGUCUUUGGAACACGGAAACCAGGAUCAGAGCGAGGCCCUUGGCUCCUCCUCGCUGCUGGAGGACGACCACAUCUGCCCCGAGUGCGGCAAGAAGUAUUCCACAUCCUCCAACCUGGCGCGCCAUAGACAAACCCACAGGUCAAUCAUGGACAAGAAGGCGCGGCACUGUCCCUACUGCGAGAAGGUGUACGUGUCCAUGCCCGCAUUCUCGAUGCAUGUGCGGACCCACAACCAGGGAUGUGAGUGCCACUUCUGCCACAAGCGCUUCUCGCGGCCCUGGCUCCUGCAGGGCCACAUCCGCACCCACACCGGCGAGAAGCCCUUCAAGUGCAGUGUCUGCGAGAAGGCCUUCGCCGACAAGAGCAACCUGCGGGCCCACAUCCAGACGCACUCCAACACCAAGCCCCACACCUGCGCCCGCUGCGGCAAGGCCUUUGCCCUCAAGUCUUACCUCUACAAGCAUGAGGAGUCCUCCUGCAUGAAGAACCGUCCUGGAACCAGCUCAGGUGGGGUCUCACGCUCUGGAGGGAGUCCGGCUCAUGGCACACGCCCUCCCACGUCGCCCAAGCGCCAGCAAUCGGAGGCGGGAGUAGUUUCUGGCUCGGGCUUAACACCAAGAUCCCUGUGUGCUGCUCCCGAUUCGGCCAAGUCCACGCUGGCCAACAAGCUGCUUCAGAAGGAGAAGGAUCGCCGGCAGGCGGAACUGGCCUACCAGGGCUACCCGGACGUGUCCUCCUUCAGCGUGAUUCACUCCUCGACGGUGCUGCCCCAUCGGAUCCACGGCCUUUACCAGGAGCUGCAUCCCAGCCCCCAUCCGUUGGCCCUGCCCCUGGCCAUGCCCUAUCACUAUCAUCAGCCGCAGGCCAAUCCCACCACAGAAGGCGUUGCUGGCCAGGAUCAGCCCGUGGACUUUUCGCCCAAAAACAACUUUACGCACUCGGCAAAGACAAGCCCCUUUGAGCUGACUGGGAACUACGCCAUGGUGGCAUAAGAGAUGGGAGUUGGACGCCAGGCAAAAGACACCAGAGAGAGCAAGAAUUCGAGGAGGAGAAGACCCACUAAUCCAAGCCACACACUGAACCCACCCGAUCCCAGGCCACUUUCUUACUGUAGUCAACGAAUAUGUGAUAAAAAUGCAAAAGAGCUAAUGUACCAUUUUAGAGAGUAGAUGAUUCCAGAAUGACAAGGAGGAGGAGAAGCUGACCCAGAGAGGAUGAGGAUGAGAAAUACUCCGUAGAUAUACAUAUACGUAGAGAGACCAGGUUGGAUCGAUCGAUCCCGAUUGAUCGUUUGAUCUUCACUUAGUUGUAAUGAGACUUAUUAGAGACUUGCCAAGAACAGCGACAAAAAACCAAUGUAACCAGUAUUUUUUUAUAGCACAUACGAUACGACACUCACCCUUAAAAUGAUCAUGAUCAGGGUCGGGAUCAGGAUCAGGAUCAGGAUCAUGAGAUCGAGAGCCAAGCUACAAACUUUACACGUACUCCCUACAUUAGCAUUACGACUUUACAAGCACUAGACUCACUCACCCACCCAACCACUCACCCCUCACUCUACUAACCCCCAUUAAUCACUUUGCAUUAAGGAGGACCGACUGUUUCCUGCUUCCGGGCACCCCAGUCGGUCCAGAACGAGAGAAUUUCUAGUCUUUAUCUUUAAAUUCAGCGCACAUUGGGCGGAUGGAUCCGGAAUCCGGAUCCCCGAGAACCGAGAACCGAGGUAUCCGCACAUGUUUGCGCUACGUUAUUUUAAGCACUUACGGCCGCAUGUGGUGCAAUAAUUGACAUAACUGUAACACUAAUUAGCCUGUACACCACACUCAUAUAUCAUAUAGAAUCUGUAUAUUCAUAUUCAUUAUUUUGUAGUCAUUUACAUAUGUUUGUAGUUACCGGGAGACGGACACGCACUGCAUUUUGCACUCUCAGCCCCAACUUCGUACGAAUCGAACCUACAGCUAAACGGACCAAAGAUGUAUCUAUAUAGAAGCAUAUACCUUUAUAUACCAUAUACACCAAAAGAUAUAUAUUAUAUAUACACGUAUACUUAGCUCUAAAACUGUAUUAUAGAUUUGCACAUUUAUUCGAAUUAAACGAGAGAUCCACCGAUCCCCGAGAAAUUAGAAA